AUUCCAUCAUUUCUUGAUCCAUUCAAACGGAGAUGCUAUUCGUUCCAUCAUUACGGCCUGUUGUGAAAGCCAGCAGUACAGCUCGCCGGUCAUACAUCGAACUCUCUAAGCUUGCUCAUUCUAGGAACAACUACGCGACCUCGAGACCAACUCACAGCCUCAUUAGAUUCUGUUAUCGUCAGACAUCUAUAGAGCAUCCAAUCAAAUCGCGAAGAUGUUACAGUCAGAUUGGCGAUCAGGCAAAAAAUGACUCUGGAAAAUCUAUCUCUGCAUUCAUUAAUUCAUUCGACUUUCCAGCAUCUACUCAUGAGAUUACAAAGCUCUCGGUUGGAGACGAAGUUGUCGUACAUGGCUAUCUUGGACCAAUAUUCAAUCGCUCGAAAAAUCUCUCGUUUGUUUGGCUGUACGACAGUAAUUUAAAACACGCUGUUCAAAUUGUGUCCUCCGCCCCCAAAGGGAAGGAUGUUACCGAAGGCAGCGCUCACCAGAAACUUCGGGCGUGCACGCAGCAUACACCUGUGGCAAUUCGCGGUAUCGUCGGCAGCAAACCCCCAUCCAAGGAUGGCAAUGCAGAUGGGAGCUCACGCAUUCAAGACGUGGAGAUUCAACUGCAAGAUAUCUGGCCUCUAAACAAAUUUCCGUCGGACGUUAUGAUGGAGACAGACACAGUUUUUGGUGCUGAGCAAAGACAUCUACAGCUCAGAACAACGCCUAGUUUGCGCAACGCACUGAGAUUUCGCUCGAGAGCAGCUCAACUAUGCAGAGAACAACUGCUGUCAAAGGACUUCAUCGAGGUUGAAACCCCUCUUUUGUUCAAGUCUACUCCGGAAGGAGCACGUGAGUUCUUAGUACCUACAAGGCAAAAGGGGAUGGCGUAUGCGUUGCCGCAGAGCCCCCAACAAUACAAGCAAAUUUUGAUGGCGAGUGGCAUACCAAAGUACUUUCAAAUCGCACGGUGUUUCCGGGAUGAAGAUCUUAGAGCUGAUCGACAACCAGAGUUCACACAGCUUGAUCUAGAAAUGUCUUUCGCAAAGGGUGAGCAAGUUAUGGAGGUGAUCGAGCAGUUACUGGUAACUUUGUGGAAGCGGCUCCUCGAUCACGAAAUUCCUCAGCCAAUAAAACGGAUGACAUAUCAUGAAGCCAUGUCGAGGUAUGGUUCUGAUAAGCCAGAUCUUCGCCUCAGCAUGGAGUUACAUAGUGUUGGAGAGCUCUUACCCGUUGAUCUGGUCAGCAAGAUUGGCCCGCUUGCUCGUCCAGCGGUCGACGCAAUGAAAUUAUCUGUUUCCGACAACCCACAACAAACAAAACAAUUUAUUCGAGAAUUCAUGGACUCACCAGAAGCAACACCGUUCCUUACUAAUCCAGAAGGUCAGCCGGGUAUCUUUGUUUACGAUUCGUCACAGCCCCUGAAUGGGUUGUUUGCAUUCGGGUUUCAAACAGCAGAGUAUCUGGAGGAAGUCUUGUCUCUGAAGGACGGUGAUCUAGUCGUUAUCCAAGCUCGUGAGAACAUUCCAUUCACUGGAGGAUUCACGCCAAUGGGUCGACUGCGCCUUGCACUGCACAAAGCCGCUGUCUCGAAGCAAUUGGUUCCUGCGCCUGCAGGCUUCAACUUCGUCUGGAUAACCGAUUUUCCCCUCUUCUCGCCUUCUCCAGAGCCGGGUUUAGGCGAAGGACAAGGAGGUACCUCUGGCCUCUCCUCAACUCAUCACCCCUUCACGUCCCCCAAGUCGGUUGAAGAUGUUAAGCUCUUAUCCACAGACCCACGUAGGGUCGUAGGUGAACACUACGACAUUGUAUGCAAUGGAGUUGAGCUAGGUGGUGGGUCUCGACGUAUCCACUCGGCAGCCAUGCAAGAGUAUGUGCUACGCGAGGUGCUUGGAAUGACUGAAGAACGACUGGCGGACUUCAAGCACCUGAUUGAUGUACUUCGAGUAGGUUGCCCGCCUCAUGCAGGAAUUGCAUUGGGAUUUGAUAGGUUGGUUGCUGUUAUGCUGGGUUUGGAAAGCGUGAGGGAUGUUAUCGCGUUUCCAAAGAGUGGGAAAGGCGAGGACCUGCUGGUCAAGAGUCCUACGCAACUGACAGAGGACCACCUAAGGAUGUAUCAUCUUAGGCUGGACACUAACUGAUGAACGAAAUAGUUCAAUCACCAACAUAUUAGAGCUAUCCAACAACUAUGGUCUUAGAAUAUUUGUAUAAAAGAACCUGUAUAGUUUUAUGUAUACUAGUUAGAAUGGGAGUUAGUUUUGUCAUCCCAAAAAAUUUAAAUAUCACAAGACUUUUCCUCAAAUUAAA
Molecule: messenger RNA, 2292 nt
Organism: Verruconis gallopava
Lineage: Eukaryota; Fungi; Ascomycota; Dothideomycetes; Venturiales; Sympoventuriaceae
Product: aspartate-tRNA ligase
Exons: 4
Coding region: 33-2126 (697 amino acids)
Biological process (GO): aspartyl-tRNA aminoacylation
Cellular component (GO): cytoplasm; mitochondrion
Molecular function (GO): aspartate-tRNA ligase activity; ATP binding
Source: RefSeq, a predicted model, not a curated record